AUGGGUAGCCUUGCACAAUCCGACUUUACCAUCUUGACACCAUGUGCGAUCCUCGGAUAUGGGUUUCGUAGCGACCACUUCUGGCUCGGCGUUGACAAGUACCGGCCGUCUGCCAUCAUUGUUGACGCUGGCAGCACGGACGGGGGUCCCUACAAGCUGGGCCUAAACAAGAUGACAUGCGGCCGGGAAAGCUACAUCAGAGACCUUCGACCGAUGCUACAAGCCUGCUACUACCGCAAAGUGAAGGUGUUGAUAAGUUCGGCCGGUGGCGAUGGGAGCAACGCACACGUCGCCGAGAUGCUGGAAAUCAUUCGCGAAAUUGCAACUACAGAGAAGUUCACGUUCAAAGUCGCCACCAUCACGACGGAUCUUGAUCACGAAACAAUCAAGGCCAAGCUCAAAAAAGCCCAAAUACAUCCAUGUGGUCCUGUACCAGAUCUAACGAUCAACGACAUCGACAACGCGAUUGAGAUCGUUGGCCAGAUGGGAGCUGAGCCGUUUCUCUCAGCGCUACAGAAUGACCCCGACAUAAUUCUCUCGGGUCGAUCUUAUGACCCGGCGCCCUUUGCGGCGUUUUGUCUGCACCAAGGCGUCGACCCCGGCGUGGCGUGGUACCUGGGAAAGAUCAUGGAAUGUGGAGCGUUUUGUGCCUUGCCCAAGGGACGCAUCAUGGUCGGCAGAGUCAGGCAGUCGUCAUUCGACUUGACUCCGGUCUCGCCCUUUGAGCGAUGUACGCCGGUCUCUGUCGCCGCGCACACGCUGUACGAGAAAACGAGGCCCGACCGCCUUCCUGGGCCCGGAGGAGUGCUGAACCUGGACCGAGUCCACUACGAGGCGUUGGAAGACGGCCGCACGGUGCGCGUCUCAGGGGCCAGGUUUGAGCCGAGCGUCACGUACCAGGUCAAGCUCGAGGGCGUCGAGAAACUCGGGCACCGCACCAUCUUCAUCGGGGGCAUUCGCGACCCGAUCCUUAUCUCCCAGAUCGACGAGUUCCUCGAAACCGCCCGGGCGUACACUCGCAAGCUGUUCCCGGAACUCGACCGCGAUCCCAGCUGCCAGCUCAAGUUCCAGGUUUACGGUAAAAACGCAGUCAUGGGGCCUCUGGAACCGAACAACCACCAAGCUCCCGCCGCCGUUCCUUACGAAGUCGGCAUCCUCGGCGAGGUCGUGGCGCCGACGCAGGAAAAAUCGCACGCCGUCGCCAAUAACGUGAGGGCGUCGAUCCUGCACAUGCCUUACCGUAACCAAAUGGCCACGGCGGGCAAUUUCGCUUCGCCUCUGUCGCCGCACGAGCAAGAUGCCGGCGCCGUGUUUCGCUGGAACGUGUACCACCUCAUGGACCUGCAGCGGGGCGAAGAGCUCGCUCUGUUUCCAGUGACGCAUCUCACGAUAGCUGGAUCCGGCAGUGUUGUCUCCGAGCCAGAAUCAACACACUAUUCCGCCGAGGAACUGGAAGAGUUUGUCAAGGGCCGACCUGAGCCGGUGCUGCCCAAGGCCGUUCCGUCCGACGAAGCGGUGCGGAUGAUGGACAUUGCCAAAAUUGUGCGAUCCAAGAACGCAGGCCCGUUCGAGUUGACCCUGGACAUCAUGUUCGACUCCUGGGAGGCAUAUCAGCGCGUCAAGGAGGCCAAUGUCCUUACGAACGACGUCAUCUGCAAGCUGUACCGCGUGCAAGACGACGACAUCCUGACAAACAUGUACUUCGACCCGGCGAUGGCGUGGAAAACAACAAUCAGACGGCCUUGGGAGCAGGGAAGUAUCGGGGAGAGAGACACCCUGGGAACUCAGCAGUACGCGCCGUUAUUGUAUAUCAUGGUACCGCCAAGGGACAAGACGCAGCUAGAGUAA
Molecule: messenger RNA, 1848 nt
Organism: Exophiala spinifera
Lineage: Eukaryota; Fungi; Ascomycota; Eurotiomycetes; Chaetothyriales; Herpotrichiellaceae
Exons: 2
Coding region: 1-1848 (615 amino acids)
Source: RefSeq, a predicted model, not a curated record